Messenger RNA from Cetraspora pellucida, 2049 nucleotides. NCBI's taxonomy places the organism in Eukaryota, Fungi, Glomeromycota, Glomeromycetes, Diversisporales, Gigasporaceae. The record is from the annotation of a GenBank genome assembly.
AUGUCGAAUAUAUACAAUCAUAGGCAGAUUGUUCCUGGCGGAACCAGCGGUCCAAGUCGUUUCAACGAGCUUUUAGAAGCUUUAAAAAAUGAAUAUGAAAACCUCAGUCAAGAGGCUAUGACUUAUAAAAUACAACGCGAAGAAUUUGAACAUAAAGUUCAACAACAAUCUGAGGAGGUUGCUCUUAUUCGUCAGGGUUUAUAUGAAUUACAAGCUACACAUAAAGGAAUAAAGCAACAGUAUGAUAACGAUCUGCGCAAUCUUCAGCGUGAAAUUGACCAACAAAGGUUGCAUCCUCAUCAUUCAACAAGUACUCAUCCUCCCCCUCCUCCAUCACAUCCCCAACCUCCCCCACCGACCAUUGGACAGGGUCAAAGCAACUUAUUUGGUGGCAUCAUUAGUGGUAAUGGUGCUCCCGGUCUCGCCGCUCCUCCUCAAAUGUCUAUGGAUCCAACACAACAACCAACAAAUCAACCUGGUCAUCCGGGAAACUAUCCUGGCCCAAGUGGCCCUCCUCAGAGUGUCCCACAAGCUGGAGGUAGCUCCGCUCACUCUCCAUAUCUUAAUGGUGGUGGUGGCCCUCCAGGUACUCUAUCACAACCUCAUACUCCUAAACGACCUCGUAUAGAGGAUGGCGUUUCAUCUACUGGCCCUCAAAAUCCCCUUGGUAUGACACCUAGCUCUCAAUCUCAACCUGGUUUGUACGGUAAUAAUAGCAUUCCUCCGCCUCAGUCUGGUCAGGUUCAACCUAUAUCUCAAGGUUAUAUUCCUCCUGUUGGUCCAAGUAGUAAACCUAAUAGCAAAAUGACAAAGCCUGUAACUUUAAUACCACAGAUUCCUCCAAGUAUUGGUCCUGAUCAACAACCUUCUGGUGUCCCUACCAAUGGUAAUACACAAGCGGUUUCCUCAAAUAAUAAACGAAAAAGUAAUCAAAAUAUGGGUGCUCAACUACCAGGAACUCGUGCUCCAAUAAAGCAAGGAUCACUUAGUGGUAAUAAUCAAACAUUAGGUGAUAUGGAUCCUGAUACUGUCCCAGCUCAACUAAAAAAAGAAGGUGGUGAUUGGUUUGCAAUCUUUAAUCCUAAAGUACAACGAGCACUUGACGUUGAUCUUUUCCAUACAUUGGAACAUAAUAGUUCUGAUGGAAAAUAUCUAGCCACUGGUUGUAAUCGAAGUGCUCAAAUUUAUGAUGUUGUAAAUGGUCAAAAAUUAUUCGUUCUUGAUGAUAAUAAUGUGGACAAAACUGGUGAUUUAUAUAUCAGGAGUGUAUGCUUCAGUCCUGAUGGAAAAUAUUUAGCCACAGGUGCUGAAGAUAAACAAAUUAGGAUUUGGGAUAUUCAAAAACAAACUAUUAGAUCAUUUUUCCCAGGUCAUGAACAAGAUAUUUAUUCACUUGACUUUUCACGUGAUGGUCGUUUAAUCGUGUCUGGUUCUGGCGAUAAAACUGCUCGAGUUUGGGAUAUGGUUACUGGUGAUUUGUUGUAUAAACUCUCAAUUGAUGAACCGAGUCAAAAGGAUGCUGGUGUAACCAGUGUAGCUAUUAGUCCCGAUGGUUAUUACGUUGCAGCAGGAUCAUUAGAUAAAAUAGUACGCGUCUGGGACGCACGAACAGGUUAUCUUCUUGAACGUUUGGAAGGUCAUAAAGAUAGUGUUUAUUCUGUUGCAUUUGCUCCUGAUGGUAAAACAUUAGUUUCUGGAAGUUUGGAUAAGACUUUGAAAUUAUGGGAUAUGAGUAAUCCAGGAAGAAAUACUGGUGUUGGAUCUAGUCAAAAGAAUUCUGCAAAGAUGACUUUCAACGGACACAAAGACUUCGUUUUAUCCGUUGCAGUCUCUCCUGAUGGUCGUUGGGUAGUUUCAGGUUCUAAGGAUCGUGGUGUACAAUUUUGGGACCCAAUUAACGCACAAACUCAAUUUAUGUUACAAGGUCAUAAAAAUUCAGUAAUUUCGGUAGCCUUAAGUCCGGCCUUAUCCGGCCCAACUGGCAAACUUUUUGCCACUGGGUCUGGUGAUUGUCGAGCGCGUAUAUGGCGAUAUUAUGACGAUCAAUAA